AAUUUGCAUAAAUAGCCUGUUUGAUAUAAAGGAAACUUGGUGACGCCAGAAGGACCAGGAGAUAGCAAGUGAAACUGACAAUUUGAGACUCUCUCCUGCUAGUGAUUUAAAAGCUGGGACUGCACGCUGGGACUGGUUUAGAUUCAUGGCCUUUAGAAAGCUGGUCCAGCUAUCAUUUUCCCUCUGCUUCCUGCAAAGUGUAUUAGUAACCACUAGAGGGGAGGAGACUGCUGGUCCUCUCAACUACUACACCAUAGAGAUUGACGAGGGAGAGGACAUAGCCAGAGACGUGGCUAAAAGGAAUGGCUUAGAAUACAUCCUACCGGUUGGAAAUCUAAAAGGGUUCCACAUCUUGAAGUUACCAAGUGAACAAAUCAGGAGGAGAAUCUCAAAACGGAGCACAAAGCAGUUGCUGAAACGUCUUUCCCAGGAUCCCCAGGUCAAGUGGGUAGAACAGCAUUAUAUUCACGAUGUGGAAAAGCGAGACAAGCUUGUUUUACCCGAUUUCUCAUCACUUUUUGAAGACGGCAAUCCUGAUUCAGCUUUUGAAUUACUAGAGCGAGUGAAGAAAGAUGCUAUCCCUUCAGCAGUCUUCAAAGUAUUGGACUCAGAAAGUGAAAAAGGAAAUGCACUGCAGUUCAAUGACCCUUUGUGGUAUGCACAGUGGGAGUUGUUCAACACUGGCCAGACUGGUGGACCAAGGGGAUUUGACAUUAAUGUGAUGCCAGCUUGGAAGAAAAAUAUAACUGGCGCUGGAGUAGUUGUGACAAUCAUAGAUGAUGGUGUUGACCACAAAAACACAGAUCUGAAGAAAAAUUAUGAUCCUAAUGCCAGCUUUGAUUUCAAUGACCUCUUUGAUCCUCAACAUGAUCCAGUUCCAAAUAAUGCAGGUCACUUUAAUGGCCAUGGAACAAAAUGUGCUGGAGAAGUAGCAAUGGAAGCCAACAACAGCUUCUGUGGAGUUGGCAUUGCAUAUAAUGCAAACAUUGGAGGUAUUCGCAUCCUGGAUGGAAAAGUGACUGAUGCCUUAGAAGCUGCAGCCCUCACCUACAAGAACAACUAUAUAGAUAUCUACAGCUGCUGUUGGGGCCCCAGAGACAAUGGAAGGAAACUUGAUGGCCCCAGGAAACUAACAUCCAAAGCACUUAAGGAAGGAGCAGAAAAGGGUCGCAAUGGUAAAGGAAAUAUUUUUGUGUGGGCCUCGGGAAAUGGUGGCUUGGCCGAAGAUCAUUGCGGUGCUGAUGGAUAUGUGAAUAGUAUUUACACAGUGGCAGUUGGAGCUGUUAGUAACCUGGGUCUCAGUACCUUCUACUCAGAGGCUUGUUCAGGAGUUAUGGCAGUAGUUCCUACAGGAGGAUCAAGCAACGUACCUUUUAAUUUAAAUUUGGCCAAUGAACUAGAUUUGGUGACAACUGAACUUGAUAAUGAAUGCACCAAAACCUUCAAAGGUACUUCCAGUGCAGCUCCAAUGGCAGCUGGUGUAAUUGCAUUGGUCCUUCAGGCCAAUCCUGAUCUCACAUGGAGAGAUGUGCAGCACCUGAUUGUUCGAACCUCCAAAAUCUCUGACCCCCUGAGCAAAGACUGGAAGAUUAAUGGAGCAGGCUACCACAUUCACCACAAAUAUGGAUUUGGUUUGAUUGAUGCUGGGCGAAUGCUGAAGGAAGCUCUUAAGUGGAAACUCAUAGGUCCUCAAAGGCAGUGUGUGAAUAAUUAUGUUCUUCAAAACAAAAUAGCUAUUCCUACAAAAGGUUCUCUUACGCUGAGUCUGAAAACAAAUGCAUGCCAGGGAACAGAGAAUGCGAUUGACACACUCGAGCAUGUACAGGUGACUGUCAGCAUAUCAAGCAUCUGCCGUGGAGACCUUGCCAUUUAUCUCACCUCACCAUACGGUACCAAAUCUGAACUCCUGGGAGCCCGUGUUACUGAUAACAGCAAACUAGGACUGAAAAACUGGACAUUCAUGAGUGUCCACUCUUGGGGAGAGAACCCCAAAGGCGAGUGGAAUCUUAUUAUUAGCGAUCUCUACAAUUUGAUUGAAGGCUGCGGCAGAAACGAGAAAGACUUAACAUCAGGAAUGAUCAACAAAUUUAAGUUAACCUUGUGGGGAACCUACCAGGAUGAAAGACAAGAAAAUAAGAAAGAUGUCAGAAAUUUCCAGGAUGAAAAUGAUGAAGAAUUUAUAAAUCUCAGAGAUCUAAUGGAAGAAAACAAAAUUGACAGACGACUAGGUGAAGCAUUCUAUCAUGAAAAUAAGAGAAAGGUGGAAGAAGAUGAAAUUCCUUUCACCUGGUCAGAUCCACAGUCAUCUCAUGAUAGAAAUUUAUCCGCUCCAAGCUCUAACCUGGGAGAAAUUCUGCUAAAAUUCUGGAUGUCUUACCGCAGUGAUAACAUGAAAAUUAAUUCACAAAGAUCUUGGUUAGCUGGUAAAUAUGGUGGACAGCCGGAGGAUCUCAUUGAAGCUCAGUCUGAAUCUGAAAGAAGCAAUGUUCCAGCAGCAGAAGAGUAGAACAAGAAUUGAACAUCUUCAUUAAAAGUUUUCUCAAGUAACAGAAAAAGCCAAAAAUGGAAGAUGUGAACAAAACCUGUAAGGAAAGAAUUUAAGACAAGAAUAUUCAUAAUGACGCCAAAUAAUAGCUCUUUAAGUUGACAUUCUUUGGGGUGCUGCUCUUCCAAAAAAAAAUCAAAAUCAUAUUUCAUGAGGGGUGAAAAGUUGCCAGUUGCAUUGCUAAACUAAUGGUUUUAACCCUAUGAUAUUUGGGAAUAUGGAAAUCAAUCGAAAAGAAUAUCGAGAGGAAUGUAUAUUGCAUAAAACAAACUGCUGGAGGAAUUCAGUGGGUCAAGCAGCAUCUGUAGAGGCAGAGAGUUGGUUGACAAGACCCAAAACAUUGAUGAUCCCUUUGCUUCUGCAGAUGCUGCUUGACAUGCAGAAUUCCUCCAACAAUGUUUUUUUUUGCUGCAGAAUCCAGCACCUGCAGUCUCAUGUCUCUGUUGGACAGCAUUUUGCAUAUUGGCAGGAGGGGUGGGGGUGGUGAUUAAGUAGCUUUGCACUGGUGCUAAAGGCAAAUUAUUGCUCCACAGUUCCUAUAGAAAGUGAUAGAAGGUAAUAAUGAAAAGAUUUCACUCACAAAUCACUAUUCUUUGAAACUAUCUUUAAGAAACAAAGCUCAUGAACUUAAUAUCCAAUAUACAUCCAAUAGAGUUUGGCCAUCCUCCUAGCCCAAAAGACUCAAUAAUGGUUUCUCUUUGACUCAUGUUUAUUGCUUUCUUUCCGGAGUGACUAUGAAAGUGAAAUAUUUUGCUUCCUAGAGAUCAUUAUUAACAAAGGUUAAUAACAAUAUCUAAGCUCUGGACUCUAUAGAGGAGUAUCUAAUUUACUUAUGUCCAAAACUAUAGCUUUGAAUAAUGUUUCAGCUCUGCUUAUUACAUCUCUAUCAUCAGCAGGACACUAGCAGAAACUGUAAAAAUGAUUAUUAUUAAUAGUUUAGUCGAUUUCUCCAAAGAUCCUAAUGAUCUUCCACUGGAGAGCCCUCAGACAAGUACGUCCAAGAAAGCACUAGAUUGUGAAUUCUACAUAAGUGUUUAUAAAUUAAAAUGUGAUUUGCAUACUGAAGCUUUCAAUUGAAGAUCUAACUUUGUUGGAACUUUACAGCCUGGAAGUAAUAAAAUAGUAAUAUUUCUAAUCUGGGUUUAUAACUCCUCCCUUAUCUUUGAAGUAUACAUGGCCCCAUUUAUUGUCAGAGUUGGAUAAUCUGUUUCCAAUUCGACUGACUCUGCUGAUAAUGAUAAUGUAACCUAUGAAGUGAGAUGUGAUAUCCAUCCUGCACCUGGCAACAGGAACAAUGACAUCAGCUGGCUACCCCUGGUGAAAGUAAUCUUACCUCCACCUGCCACAUUAGACAGGACCCACCAUCUCAACUAAAGUUUGGGACAGGGUUAUUCAUUCCACUCCCAUUUCUGGAGGUAACUAAAAGAGAAAGUAAUGUGUUGCCUUCAGCUUAAUAAAAAGCAUGAAGAAACAGAUAUUAAAUCUGUCCCUGAUCACAAGCACUAAACUCAUAACAUAGUAGCAGCUGUACAUUGUGCUUCAGUUCCAAAAUUCAGUUCCACUGAAGUCAGAAGAAUUGACUUUCAGAAGAGGAAUACAGAACACGGACACUACCAUACUGCACAUUCAGUGUUGAUGGCCAAGGCUAAAUUCCUAACCCAAUUCAUUAAAACUCCUUUAGUAAUUAAACUGAAUUGCAUAGACUCCUCAUAAAUAGAUUUAAAUUAAUCUAAAGAAUAAAGCCAGAAUUAUCUUGCUAUGAGAACUAGAAAUAUUAUCUUCAGAAUGGCAUAUUUGAGAAUAAACUAUUUAGUUUAUAAAAUUUGACCCUCUUCUUCAACCAUUGCAGCCAAAUUGAGACUUUGAAUCUCAUCUGGGAUUUAGAACUACCAGCAUAAUCUGAGUAGACAAGGAUUUCUGGGAUAGGAAAAGUGGAAUGAUUAUGGAAACAGAUUCUGGGAGGAAGGUGAGGUCAGGGUAGGUGGGGAGUAGUCAGUCGACAGUUGUACCAGUGCUUUGCACCCUCACUUUAUAAAAUAAGGCCAGCAAGGUGAUGCCAGCUGCCGGAGUUCUCAUUAUCUUAUUACUGGCAGACUGAGGCUGUGCUCUACCAUAGCAUAAAGGCAUACAGAGUCUUCAUUGAGCAGAUGUGAAACCAAAAAAUUGUUUUGUGUCAUUUAACUAUCUGCUCUGAAAACAAACUAAUACUUUUAAAAUGAUUGUGGUUUGUGAGUGGAAUAUUUAUGAUUCUGGUAAUAAUUAAUCUUGCUUUAGAAGCCCAAAACAAUAGCAUUAUAUCUUUUUCUCAGCAUUAUUAUCACAUAAACCUUUAACUAUUGCUUUAAAAUUGUACACAUAAUGAUCGUGGCCAUCCAGGUUGAAUUACAAAAGACCAAGUAAAUUGAGUCUUAAAAUAUAGAAAAAUAGAUAAUUUAUAAAGACAUCCUCCAUUAUGAUUCAUUAUGCAGAAAGUGCUACAUCAAGAUUUCUUCAUAAUGCAAUAAUCUAUAAUUUAACACUACUGGUGGAAAAUGUAACUGUCAUUGGUUAUUAAUAAAAUAGAGAGCCAAAUUCUACUCUGAUCAUAAAAUAAAACCAAAAUUCUUAGGAAAGGAUAGCUCUUAUUGGAUGCUUUCCCUAACUCACCAUAAAACAUUUAUUUGAUUUUUUUUUCUGAACAUAAUCCUGCUCAUUUUUAUUAAUCAUUUAAUUGUAGAUAAUUUUAGUGUUAUGCCACAAUAAUUUGAUCCACUUAUCUUUAAGUUUUGUUGGCCAUGUUCUUCAAUUGCACACUUAAAAGAUGAAAGUAGUAAUAUUUUAAGGAAAUUUCAUAGCACAGAAUCAUACAGCUUUUUAAACUCCAAUUAAAUAAGUUACUCUAUUAGAGCAUGUCAUGACUAUUAGAUCAAAAGUCAGAUGUAUAAAGUACAUGUAAUGAAAAGUUAAUACCUGCAUCUUCACAGAGUGAGCUUCGAUCCACCAAUAAAAGUAGACAUUAGGGACCUUCCUCCUUGGACAAUUCAGGAAACUUGUAGGAAUGUCAAUCUCUACCGUUCCCACAAAGUUCUACUGAUUGGCUUAUAAUGCAGCAUUGGAAGAGUUCCACCUCUCACACUUUCCAUAUUGCCAAAGAAGUGCCUAGGAGAAAAUAAGGCUUACAAAUAUGCAGUAUAAAGCAAAGAUGAACAUUAACAAGUGGUAAGUUUAUGUAACUCUGCAGGAAUAUUACUAAAUUCAUUAUAUAUUUAUUACUGUUUAUUUUUAGAACACACUAAUUAAGUAGUUUUAAUUUAGCUUUAAUAGCAAGUUAGACAGGGAAACUAUUUGAAGCUUUUAACUGAGUUUGGUGGGAGAGUGAAAUUUUGACAUUGGCUUAUAGUGACUGUUUAGCUGCAAUGCUUUACUUGAAAAUUAAUCCUUUGCAGAGACUUGUUACCUGGAAACAUCUGAAAGUAUUGUGAACUCAAAAGCUUUGGAACCAACAGGUGGUUUGAUACUGUAAUGGUGGAAUAGCAGGUUUCUGUGGAUAGACAAGGUGAUGUACAAUAUUUCUCAAUAUAAUUUGUGUAUCUCAUCUUCACUACCCAGUUAUGAAGUCUGCUUCAAAAGUAUGUCCUCCUCAAUAUUUGAUUACUAAAUGACAACUCAGGAUGUCUUUCACAAUAGUUAUUUAAUUGCAUCAAGGUAUUUUGGGAACCUUUAGAUUUGUAUCUUUUGUGAUCUUUUUUCAGUUUCUUCUUUUAUUUUAUUUUCUGUCCA
Messenger RNA from Pristis pectinata (smalltooth sawfish), 6304 nucleotides. Its product is annotated as PC3-like endoprotease variant B. The record is from RefSeq and is a predicted model, not a curated record. The transcript has 20 exons. The coding region runs from base 146 to 2506 and encodes 786 amino acids. Gene Ontology annotation, cellular component: trans-Golgi network; Golgi membrane. Gene Ontology annotation, molecular function: serine-type endopeptidase activity. NCBI's taxonomy places the organism in Eukaryota, Metazoa, Chordata, Chondrichthyes, Rhinopristiformes, Pristidae. Gene Ontology annotation, biological process: peptide hormone processing.